AUGGCUGACACCAGGUAAAUUUUUACAUAUUAACAUAAAUAUGUAAAACAAAUUUCGAAUGAAAACACUCUAAAUAUAAUGAAAUGUAAUUAAAAUUCAUGACUAAUAAAAUGUUUUAGGAUCUGCAGCUCACAAGAUGUUAACAGAGAUGGUAAUUACUAGGCCAAGACUUAUAAAAGCUAUUCGAAAACUCUCACAGUAUUUUCAGACUUCUGACUUGGAAGCUAAACAUUCACUAGACAAUUUACUGGCCACAAAAAUACCUAUUAUUCAUAUCAUUCACUAAGUGCUCGGUGAGUUGUAAUACAUUGAAAACUGUCCUUUUGGUAUCCCUGGCUAUUACACAUCAUGGAACUACUUCACCAUGUAGUCACAUUAAUAUGUGAUAGUAGACAGACUUUUUCGAAGUUAUAUUCAUUGAAUUAUGAAGACCGUAUUUUAAACAUUUGACAAGUAUAUUUAAAUAUGUUUAUAUUAUUAUUAAUAAACAUAUUUUCUAACCUAGACUGUAUUGUUCAAACUUACAAUGCAAUGAAAGUAGCACAAGACAACAAGCUAGGACAAAAGAUGGCAAGCUGAGAUCGUCAAUUUUCUAUCCUAAGGCAUUCAAAGGUGAAAAAGUCAUAGCCAAACCACUGAACGAAAAGCCAACUUAUUGUAUGAGUGUAGUGCUAUUUUACAAUGUUGCUCAAAAGUAAAAAUGUUUUAUCUGUAAUUACUGAGUAAAAAAAUCUAUAAACUGUUUUUAACAUUUUAGGAUACGUAUCACUAAUAUUUGACGAUGUUAUACAGCUGCGGUCCCAGUACCCCACAUUCAAGAAAGCUUCAACUUAUUCCAAGAGCGUCCUUCCACCUGAACCAUCUUCGUUAGUUGAGAGGUAUAAUAAAGGCAAGGAACGACCACGAUGGGACGAAGUUAUUGCCAACCACCACACCUGUUUCUCAAAGCCAGCAUUACCUGAAGAAAGGGGUUCAGCUCAGUCAAUUUCCUGUUCGUGCAAAGGCAAAUGUGCAACCAAAGCAUGCCCUUUCAAAUAUAACAACAGGUGCACCAUUGGUUGUGGUUGUAGGCGAUGCCAAAUGCAAGAACAGGGAGUGAAAAUAUAUUUUGUAACUUGCACCUAAAGGGGUGUUUAUAUGGGAGCUAGGUUGGCGGGAUGAAUUUAUGAGAAGAUUUCAUUGCGCUUGCUGGCACGAUUUUGUUGUUUUGAUAUUGUUUUGAUUAUUUUCAAAAAUAACUUGUGUCAGCAUCUUUAACUUUCAUCCCAGCAACCUGGCUGGCCUUGCUAGACAAGAGGGCUGUUCGUCAGGUCCAGAACAACAACUCAACAGGUUUCACAAGUUCUUUGUUUGUCGUUCCCAGAAAAGAUGGAGGGAAUCGCCUGGUAGUGAACUUGAAACCGCUAAACCAAUUUUUAGUGUACGAGCACUUCAAGAUGGAGGGGAUUCACAUGUUAAGAGACCUCCUAAGGGAAUGGCAUUAUCUAGUAAAGAUAGACCUCAAAGAUGCUUACUUGACAGUUUCAAUUUGGAAAGGUCACCAGAAGUACUUGCGCUUUCUAUGGAAAGAUACAAUGCUCGAGUUUGCAUGCCUUCCCUUUGGACUGGCCACAGCUCCCAGGGUCUUCACAAAAUUGGUGAAACCUGUAGUGGCCAUGUUGAGACAGGGGGGUGCGACUAA
Messenger RNA from Paramuricea clavata, 1681 nucleotides. Lineage: Eukaryota; Metazoa; Cnidaria; Anthozoa; Malacalcyonacea; Plexauridae. The record is from the annotation of a GenBank genome assembly.